GGUCAGGGGUUGGGGUUCGGGUCGCGGGGCGGAGGGAAGAGCGGGCAGGCGGGAGGCGCCGGAGCCAGACGCGGAGGAAAGAAGCUACGACUAGUCGCCUAGAGGCCUCGGAGUCAGUGAAGACCGAACCAGUCGAGCUGCCGCCGCCGCCGCGUUCCCAUGGCGGCCGCCCAGGUCUGGAACCGCCGCCGGCCUCCGUGGCGGAAGCUCGUGUUCCAACGAGGGGGACGGGUCGUGGACACGCCGACCCAGGGCGGGGGCGGCUUUGUUGGCUGCUAGUGUCUGGUCGGAUGCCGGCCGCAGCGGAGCCGCAGUGCUGUGAAACCAAAGGAAGAACAGCGAAGGGCUUAUGUUUUCUUUUCCUGUUUGAGUCUAGUAGUAUCAUUAUCUUCAUUUUACCGGACCCUCAUCAGGACCAUGAUACCUCUACUGAGAAUGCAGAUGAGUCCAAUCACGACCCCCAGUUUGAGCCUAUAGUUUCGCUCCCUGAGCAAGAAAUUAAAACGCUGGAGGAAGAUGAAGAGGAACUUUUUAAGAUGCGAGCAAAGCUAUUUCGAUUUGCUUCAGAGAAUGAUCUUCCAGAAUGGAAGGAACGAGGCACUGGUGAUGUCAAGCUCCUGAAACAUAAGGAGAAAGGAACCAUCCGCCUUCUCAUGAGGAGGGACAAGACCCUGAAGAUAUGCGCCAACCACUAUAUCACGCCAACGAUGGAACUGAAGCCAAACGCCGGCAGCGACCGKGCCUGGGUUUGGAACACCCAUGCUGACUUUGCUGAUGAGUACCCUAAGCCAGAGCUGCUCGCCAUYCGCUUCCUAAACGCUGAGAAUGCACAAAAAUUCAAAACAAAGUUUGAAGAAUGCAGGAAAGCGAUUGAAGAGAGAGAAAAGAAAGGUGACACUAUGCUCCUGGAAAUGGGGGGUUCCUUGCAGACUCACUCUGCACCCAGCUGCAGUCCCAGUGAUAACUGCACUGGUACUGGAGGGUGGGAUUUCCUGCGGGAGGUGGGCCUGCUCACCGGGCCUAUCCCGUUACUGGGCAAGGUGAUGGCGCCCCCCUGUGGGGCAUCCAGCCUCUGGGAGGAGUCCCAGGGUCUCACCCUUCCAAGCCUGCAACCUGGGCCAGGAUGCGGAGGGGCCUAUGGCCYCUGCUCGGUUCAGACCUGA
Urocitellus parryii (Arctic ground squirrel) is the source of this 1163-nucleotide messenger RNA. NCBI's taxonomy places the organism in Eukaryota, Metazoa, Chordata, Mammalia, Rodentia, Sciuridae. The record is from RefSeq and is a predicted model, not a curated record.